AUGCCCGAUAGACAAGACCGCGAAUCCUCCAUGUUGACAGAUACGACCGCCGAGGAGAGUCGUCGCCGUCUCGUACUCAAGCUACCUCUUUCGUCGACCAGGGAGAAUCACCACGAGCGUGCUCCUGAACCAUCCCCUCUCUUCGAACCUGCGAGAACACCAUAUGACAGAUCUCGUUACAGUCCUUUUCGCCCGGAACAGCGCUACAGCGACGACCCAAGGGACGCUGCCGUAUUCACCUACGGCACCAACGACGCCGAAUCCUCCAACGAAUACUCGUCCUCCAACUCAGACGACUUCAACGCCCACGACCUCACCAUCUCCCCCUCCCACACUCUCCCCGACAUGACCACCACCACCACCUACUACACCACCCCCAACACCCCACCCACGUCCCUCAUCGAGCCCGUCCUCGCGCACGCCCGCGCCCUCAAAGCACACCUAUCCACCAACACCCCCCUGCAACACCUCUCCGCACACCCCUCCCCGCCGUCCUCCCGCCGCAAAGUCGAAGACGACCCGGAAAACAUCAUCAUAAAGGACCUGCGGCAGAACCAUCACAUGUCGUGGGGCGGCAUCGCGAACUACCUCAACGCGCGGCGGCUGGAGCGCGGCGAGCCGCAGAGCAUGACGCAGCCGGCCGUGUACUCGCGGUUCGUGCGGAACGCGCCGAAGAUUGCGAUGGCGGGUGGGGAGGGGGGGUUUGAUGUCAAGGAUUACAUGCACUUGAGGCAUGCGAGUGAGUAUCCUGUGCGUGCUGGCGGCGGGCGGAAGAGGAAGAGGAAGGCUGGGGAGGGGGAGGAGGGGGAUGGUGGGGAGGAUGGGGAUGUGGAUGGAGAGGGGGGUGAGAAGUGGCAGGGGCAUGGGUUCAGGGCGGUGCGUGUCAUGAGCAAGCUUGAUGCUGAUAGUAGGGAGUUGGAGACGGCGGUCGGGACGGGGCAUCUUGUGGAUGCGGUUGCGGUUGUGCAGAGGGGGUUCUGGGGGUAUGUCGCGGAUGAGUUGGAGAGGUCGACGGGGAAGUUUUACGAUCCUAAGGCUAUUGAGUCGAGGUGGAAGGAGAUCUGA
Aaosphaeria arxii CBS 175.79 is the source of this 1065-nucleotide messenger RNA. RefSeq lists its product as uncharacterized. The transcript is spliced from 2 exons. The record is from RefSeq and is a predicted model, not a curated record. The coding region runs from base 1 to 1065 and encodes 354 amino acids. NCBI's taxonomy places the organism in Eukaryota, Fungi, Ascomycota, Dothideomycetes, Pleosporales.